Molecule: messenger RNA, 1848 nt
Organism: Macadamia integrifolia
Lineage: Eukaryota; Viridiplantae; Streptophyta; Magnoliopsida; Proteales; Proteaceae
Product: acyl-coenzyme A thioesterase 8
Exons: 17
Coding region: 140-1438 (432 amino acids)
Biological process (GO): fatty acid catabolic process; acyl-CoA metabolic process
Molecular function (GO): fatty acyl-CoA hydrolase activity
Source: RefSeq, a predicted model, not a curated record
CCAGAGCACCCCUGUAGACCCGCUUUAAAACCCAGAGCACCCCUGUAGACCCGCGGACGGCAGCGGGCUCAUCAACCUCGGCUUCUUCUUGUCGAAAUCUCUCCACACUAACACUGUUCAUAAGCACCGAAAACUCGAAAUGGAUACCGAAGCAGUGAUCGGAUUCCUCAGCCAUGUUCCAUUACUUCAGAGAUUACCGACUUCAUCCCUCAAGAAGAUUGCCGAGGUCGUCAAAUUCAAACUUUACGAGUGUGGUGAGUAUGUUGUUCGGGAGGGAGAUACUGGAGAUGGAAUCUAUUUUAUUUGGGAAGGAGAGGCUGAAGUUCAUGCAUCUGUCAGUGAUGAGGAAGAAAAUCGUCCGGAGUUUCAAUUGAAGAAAUAUGAUUAUUUUGGUCAUAGUGCUGUGUGUGUUUCUCAUUCAUCUGACAUUAUUGCUUUGUCCAAGCUGACAUGCUUAGUGCUGCACCAUGAACACAGUGCGUUGCUGCAGCCCAAAUCAAUUUGGAAUGCAGAUGCAGAUGAAAAGCAUGGGACCCGCUCGUUGGUGGAGCAUGUACUGCACUUGGAACCAAUAGAUGUCGACAUCUUUCGUGGAGUUACUUUGCCAGAUGCUCCAAGAUUUGCGCAGGUUUUCGGGGGACAGUUGAUUGGACAGGCACUGGCUGCAGCAUCGAAAACUGUUGAUUGUUUUAAACUCAUCCAUAGCUUGCAUUGUUAUUUCCUUCUUGUUGGGGAUUUAGGGAUGCCAAUCAUAUAUCAAGUUCAUCGUCUACGUGAUGGGCAUAGCUUUGCUACCCGGCGAGUGGAUGCAUUGCAACGAGGAAAUAUCAUUUUCACGAUACUUGCCUCAUUUCAAAAGGAAGAACUGGGAUUUGAACAUCAGGAAGUUGUGAUGCCAUCAGUACCAGCUCCUGAAAUGCUACUAUCAUUGGAAGAGCUGCGGGAACAUCGUCUUACUGAUCCUCGUCUUCCCAGGAGUUAUCGCAACAAAGUGGCGACAAAAACUUUUGUCUCUUGGCCUGUAGAGAUCAGGUUUUGUGAGCCAGGAAAUUACUACACCAACCAGACUAAAUCUCCACCGAGCACAAAAUUCUGGUUUAAAGUAAGAGGAGAACUUUCAGAUGAUCCAGCUUUGCAUAGAUGCGCAGUGGCAUAUGCUUCAGAUCUUAUACUUCUUAGCACAACCCUCAAUCCUCACCGUAAAAGAGGUUUGAAGUUGUCUUCUCUUAGCUUGGAUCAUUCAAUGUGGUUUCACAGGCCCAUUAAAGCCGAUGAAUGGCUAUUAUAUGUGAUUGAUAGCCCUACCACAGGUAAUGCCCGUGGUUUCUGUUUAGGCCGCAUGUUCAACCGGAAGGGAGAGCUUGUUGUUUCGCUCAGUCAAGAGGGUCUAAUUAGGAAGGCCAAACCAGCAAAUUCAGUACCUAAAGCAAAGCUAUAAGAUCUGUAUAUGGGUGAGGAUUGAAUCUCCCAGAAAAGUGCCAGCAUGGGCUUGCUCUUUGGCAUUUCAGUCUCAUAAUUUUUCCUUCAGAUUUUAUUCCAAAUAUAUAUAUUUUUUUAUAGCAGAUUAUACUAUUUAUUCCUGAAAACUGUGAUCUCACUUCAUCUUGAUUUUGUCCGUCUGUAAACAGCUUUUAUUUUUUUUUUUGGGGGGGGGGGGUGGUAUUGUCCAUGCAUGGGUCCCUGUUACUGACCCGACUGUGCCUUAAUAAGUCCAGUUUUGGAUGCCCAUCUAAUAAUUGAACCAGUUCUGGGCUGUGUCCAUUCAGGUCCAAUUUAUCUAACCUGGUAGUCUCCAAAUAAAUAGUUAAUGAAUUUUGGUGCGCGCAGCCUGGAUGCGCUGUGUGUUAA